This is a messenger RNA of Cetraspora pellucida, 372 nucleotides long. The record is from the annotation of a GenBank genome assembly. NCBI's taxonomy places the organism in Eukaryota, Fungi, Glomeromycota, Glomeromycetes, Diversisporales, Gigasporaceae.
AUGACACGUCCACAAACAUCAAACAUGUUCUCGCUUUUGUCCGUAACAAAUGCCAAAGAUCUUAGUAUCAUACCAAUUAUAACAAAUGCGGCUAAUAAUAUCAUUGAAAACUUGAUUAUUUUCUUUUUGGCCUUGUUCAUAUCAUUCUGUGGUGGUAGUUCGAGCAAUAAUAAUAUUGCGCCAGGAGCUCAUCUCAUCUUCGUACCACAACAUCACAAGUCUCUUUAUUAUAUGUUUAAUAAGAAAACUUCAGAUCAAGACCAGUCACAGUCACAGCUCAAUAUAACAGAUUAUAAACCAACCCAUAAGUCUAAGAAAUCACGAUCUCGUCCCCAUCGUUCAACAUCUUCCCAUCCGACGACCAGUUAUUAG